UUAAAAAAUAAUCCUAAAAAGAAAAGUCUCAGAUCCCAACCCUCCUUUGACCCAAGUUAUACGCCUCGGGUCUGCUUUGAUCUCUCCCUCAGCAAUCGCCGGCGGUGCUGCGCUCAUUUUCUCCGUUGCUGCCCAUCCAAAGGACAAGUUUGUUAUGGUGAAGAGGAGUUGGAUGCAGGAGCUAUAUCGACUGCAUGCCAUUUUAGAUGGGAGAAAUACCAGACAACCACAAUUCGAUAAUGGACAAUCAUUUUUGUUUGUGAUUCAUUGAUAAUAUGUUAUUGCGUAGUUUAAUUAGAGCUUGUUGUGCCACCUAAUUUUUUUGUUACAAUUUGAUCGAUGACCUGCUGAACCAUGCUGGUUGUUACACUGUGAUUCACGAGUCCAUGGAGCGUGCAUUGGAGCAGUUUGUUUUCGUGCCAAAAUGUUUUCCAUCAGAUGCCUUAAGACUUUAUCUGGUUGAGAGAUUUAUGGGAUUCCUUGCAAUGGUGUAUGACUUGAAGAAUGUUUGGUCAUAAGAUGUUCAGAAAGCAUUCCGUUUAAUCUUGUAUACAACAUGAUUUGAUAAUUCUCUGUCUAAUAGUUGAUGCCAUUAAUUUUGGCGGUGCCUUUCCAGUUCGGAUGUGAGAGUUAAGAUAAACUAGUUUCUUAUUUGACAAGUGUGAAGUGUCUAAUGUUUUUGAGGCAAUUGAGCAGCUUCCAAUUUUGGCAAUGGAAACAAGUGCAGGCCCCGAGCACAACUUGAUGAUUGGUGGAAGUGAUUCACCGACUUUGCAAAUUGACCCCAAAAGAUCCCGGUUUCCAUGCUGCAUUGUGUGGACACCCCUUCCUGUUAUUUCAUGGUUGGUUCCUUUCGUUGGCCACAUUGGCAUAUGCAGAGAAGAUGGCGUCAUAUUGGACUUUGCAGGGCCCAAUUUCGUGUGCGUGGAUAACUUUUCUUUUGGAGCAGCAACUCGCUACAUCCAAAUAAACAAAGAAAAGUGUUGCACUAUUCCCGAUCCGUCUGAGUGCCAAAUUGAGGAUCAGUAUGGGGAGAAUGAACCUGGUAGAGACAUAAAGACAUGGGAUGAUGCACUCCGGAAGGGCACUCAGGAAUUCCAACACCGAGCAUACAACCUUUUUACCUGCAAUUGCCACUCCUUCGUAGCCAACAACCUAAACAGGUUAGGGUUUCGGUCUGGUGGGUGGAAUGUGGUGAACCUUGCAGCUCUGAUCUUCCUCAAGGGUCAGUGGGUGAGCACAGCAGCCGUGGUGCAGUCCUUACUACCGUUUUUAAUAAUAUUCUGUCUCGGAGUUGCAUUAGCAGGUUCAACCUUCCUAACGUACUUAGGUUUCUUCACCGCCUUUCUUGUCGGUUGGUUUCUUCUUGGUACGUACUGUUUCAAGAGUUUGAUCCAAUUGUAGAUUCUGUCAUUUGGAGUCUUCGUACGAAAACUUUGGUUUCAGAGACUUGUGAUUCAAAUGUAUAGAACAGAGGCAAUUGCCAGCUACUUUCGACACUUUAAAAGCAUUUUUCCCCGUUGA
Messenger RNA from Pyrus x bretschneideri (Chinese white pear), 1524 nucleotides. Its product is annotated as protein RTE1-HOMOLOG-like. Bases 712 to 1404 code for a protein of 230 amino acids. The transcript is spliced from 3 exons. The record is from RefSeq and is a predicted model, not a curated record. Gene Ontology annotation, biological process: response to ethylene; regulation of ethylene-activated signaling pathway. NCBI's taxonomy places the organism in Eukaryota, Viridiplantae, Streptophyta, Magnoliopsida, Rosales, Rosaceae. Gene Ontology annotation, cellular component: Golgi apparatus; endoplasmic reticulum.